GCAAAAUACACGUUUUUAUCAAACGCUUGUUUCAAGGUGAAAGUCGUUUGCCUGACUUGUCAGCCGGCACAACAGCAUAUCCGAAAUAUUGUAGCCAAAUAAAAUAAACGAUAAAAAUGCCAACAGCGGUUGUUAUAGGUGGUGGUAUAAGCGGACUGUCAUCUGCAUAUUACUUGAAGAAAAGUGCCAAAUUUUCAAAGAUAAUUAUUCUUGAGGCCUCGAAUCGAGUUGGUGGUUGGAUUAAAACAGUAACGUCUGAAGGUGGAGCCAAAAUGGAGCUGGGUCCCAGGAGUCUGAGAGCCACUGGCAUACCAGCUGGUUUCAACAGCCUCUGUUUAAUUGAAGAUCUUGGUCUGUCUAAGGAUGUGAUUCACGUAUCUAGGCAUGAACCGGCAGCGCAGAAUCGAUUUAUUUAUGCAAAAGGAGCAUUACACAAGCUUCCAAAUAAGUUUUCAGCUUUCUUCAAGAAGCAGGCACCGUUUUCAGCACCUCUGUUUCUGCAUUCAUUUCGAGAUAUUUUAACAAAGCCGUCAGAACUCGAGGAUGAAUCAGUGUACGACUUUGUCACUCGGAGGUUUCAUGCCGAGCUUGCAGAGUUUGCGGUCGAUCCUUUGUGCAGAGGCAUAUUUGCUGGCGACUGUAGAAAACUUAGCUUGCACUCGUGUUUUCCAUUAUUAAGAGAGGCGGAAAAAGUUGGUGGAGGGCCUGUCAUUAAAGGGUUGCUUAAGAUUAGUAGACGCCCAAUUCCACCUAGGAGACAAUCCACCUUGUUUGAUACCAUGAGAAAGGAGACCUGGUCAGCGUUUUCGUUCCGCCAAGGUCUUCAAACCUUACCAGAAACUUUGAGAGAUUCUCUUACAUCUUCGCAAGGGGUUGAAUUAGUCCUUGACACACCUUGCUCUGAAGUGAUGUUUGAUGAUGGCAAAGCAAAGAUUGUUAUAAAUGGGGAAACUUUGGAUGCUGACCAUGUAGUGUCCAGUAUUUUCGCUCCAGAUUUUGCAAGUCUCUUGAAUCAAGAACAGCAGAAUUUGAAGGAGAAUUUGAGUAAAAUUUCUGCAGUGAAUGCUGUGGUGGUUUGUGUUGAGUUUGAUGGACAAGUUGUACCUCCCACACCGGGGUUUGGACAUCUGUUGCCCUCAAGCGAGGACAAGGCGGUGCUUGGGGUUAUAUACGACUCCUGUACAUUUCCCACCCAUGAUCGGACUGACAGGCCUGGGAGCAGGUACACAAUAAUGCUUGGAGGGGCCUGGUUCGAUGAUCUCAAAGCAGUUGUUCCAUCAAUGACGGACGAAGCGCUCGGCCAAUACGCUGUCAAAGCGUUACAAAAACACCUCGGCUUCACACAAACACCGGCAAAAAUCAAAGUGGAAGUAAUGAAAAACUGCAUCCCCCAGUAUAUUAUUGGUCACGAAAACAUACUAGAGGACGUGUUUGCAGAAAUUCGAGCUGAGAGACUUCCUUUAAGUCUGGUUGGUUCAUCCUAUCGAGGUCCCUCGAUUCAUGACUGUAUGAAUAACGCUAGAGUGGAAAUUGAACGUGUCACUGGGGCGUCAUUGCUUUGAAACUCUCCAUGAUAUUAUUUUUAUGCCCCCCUUCGAAGAAGAGGGGGUAUAUUGUUUUGCACGUCGGUCAGUCCGUUGGUCGGUCCGUCCACCAGUUGGUUUCCGGAUGAUAACUCAAAAACGCUAAGGCCUAGGAUCAUGAAACUUCAUAAGUAAGUGACCCCUAUUGAUUUUCAGGUCACUAGGUCAAAGGUCAACGUCACAGUGACUCGAAAUAGAAAAAUGGUUUCAGGAUGAUAACUCAAGAAUGCUUAUGCCUAGGAUCAUGAAACUUCAUAGGUACAUUGAUCAUGACUGGCAGAUGACCACAUUUAAUUUUCCGGUCACCAUGUCAAAGAUCAAGGUCAAAGUGACUUGAAACAGUAAAAUGGUUUCCAGCUGAUAACUCAAGAAUGCUUACGCCAAGGAUCAUGAAACUUCAUAUUUACAUUGAUCAUGACUGGCAGAUGACCCUUAUUGAUUUUCAGGUCACUAGGUCGAAGGUCAUGGUGACUUGAAACAGUAAAAUGGUUUCCGGAUGAUAACUCAAGAAUGCUUACGCCUAGGAUCAUGAAGCUUCAUAGGUACAUUGAUCAUGACUGGCAGAUGACCCCUAUUGAUUUUCAGGUCACUCGGUCAAAGGUCAUGGUCACAGUGACUCGAAAUAGUACUAUGGUUUCCAGAUUAUAACUCAAGAAUGCUUACGCCUAGGAUCAUGAAACUUCAUAGGGACAUUGAUCAUGACUGGCAGAUGACCCCUAUUAAUUUUCAGGUCACUAAGUCAAAGGUCAAAGUCACAGUGACUCGAAACAGUAAAAUGGUUUCCUGAUGAUAACUCAAGAAUAAUUAGGCCUAGGAUCUUGAAACUUCAUAGGUACAUUGAUCAUGACUUGCAGAUGACCCCUAUUGAUUUUCAGGUCACUAGGUCAAAGGUCACAGUGACUCGAAACAGUAAAAUGGUUUCCGGAUGAUAACUCAAGAAUGCUUACGCCUAGGAUCAUGAAGCUUCAUAGGUACAUUGAUCAUGACUGGCAGAUGACCCCUAUUGAUUUUCAGGUCACUAGGUCAAAGGUCAAGGUCACAGUGACUCGAAAUAGUAAAAUGGUUUCCAGAUUAUAACUCAAGAAUGCUUACGCCUAGGAUCAUGAAACUUCAUAGGGACAUUGAUCAUGACUGGCAGAUGACCCCUAUUAAUUUUCAGGUCACUAGGUCAAAGGUCAAGGUCACAGUGUCUCGAAACAGUAAAACGGUUUCCUGAUGAUAGCUCAAGAAUAAUUAGGCCUAGGAUCUUGAAACUUCAUAGGUACAUUGAUCAUGACUUGCAGAUAAACCCUAUUGACUUUUAGGUCACUAGGUCAAAGGUCAAGUUCACAGUGACAAAAAACGUAUUCAAACAAUGGCUGCCACUACAACUGACAGCCCAUAUGGGGGGCAUGCAUGUUUUACAAACAGCUCUUGUUUAUUGUGAUAUGACUUUGUUGUGUUGGAUGAUAGUUUUGGUUUUGGAAUUGGUUUUCUGAGAUUUGUUAUAAUAUAUAUUACAUAUUGAGCUACAUUAUUGUAGUAGGAAAUAGAGUAAAUGUUGUUGCACUUGUAUUUUCAUUUGUUUUAUCAUAUUUGUAUAAUAUUCGGCAGGGUUUAGGAUAAUAUAAGAGUAUAUUGUUUUGCCAAUGUUGACCUUUUAUUAUACCUCUGCUGGAGAAAAAUACUUCCACAUUUUUCUACUGAUUACAUUGAAACUUCAAAUACCUCAUCAUACAUGUACAUAUAUGCAAGAAGUUUUCAUGCCCAGUAAGCUUAAGUAGUGUGUCUGCUGUGAGCCUUUUUUUGCCAGUUGAUAUACUUUUUGGUACCUUUGGAGUUAUAUUCUGACUGAUUUCACAAGCAAUUCUAUUGAAACUUUAAACAUGUUAUGGUCAUCAAGUAUAGAUUAAAGACACUUUAUAAGCUCACCUGAGCACAACGUGCUCAUGGUGAGCUUUUGUGAUCGCCUUUUGUCCAUCGUUCGUUGUGGGUUGUGCGACGUCAACAUUUGCUUUGUUAGCUCUCAAGAGGGCACAUUUAUUGUCCAAUCUUCAUGAAAUAUGGUCAGAAGAUUGGUCUCAAUGAUAUCUUGGAUGAGUUCAAAAAUGGCAACGUUUGCUUGAAAAACAUCGCUGCCAAGGGGCGGGGCAUUUUUCCUUAUAUAGCUAUAUAUGGCUAUAUUAAAAUCUUGUUAACACUCUAGAGGCCACAUUUAUUGUCUGAUCUUCAUGAAACUUGGUCAGACGAUUUAUCCCAAUACUAUCUUGGACUAGUUCAGAAAUGAUGCCGGUUGGUUGAAAAACAUGGCCCCCAGGGGGCGGGGCAUUUUUCCUUAUAUGGCUAAAGUAAAACCUUGUUAAUACAUUUAUUUUCUGAUCUUCGUGAAACUUGGUCAGAAGAUUUGUCCCAAUGAUAUCUUGGAUGUGUUGAAAAAUGGUAACCUUUGCUUGAAAAACAUGGCUGCCAAGGGGCAGGGCAUUUUUCCUUAUAUUGCUGUAUAUGGCUAUAGUAAAAUCUUGUUAACACUCUAGAGGCCACAUUUAUUGUCCAAUCUUCAUGAAACUUGGUCAGAAUAUUCAUCGCAAUAAUAUCUUGGACUAGUUCGAAAAUGAUGCCGGUUGGUUGAAAAACAUGGCCGACAGGGGGCGGGGCAUUUUUCCUUAUAUGGCUAUAGUAAAACCUUGUUAACACUCUAGAGGCAACAUUCAAUUUUACUGUCUGAUCUUCAUGAAAUUUGGUCAGAAGAUUUUUCUUAUUGAUAUCUUGGAUGAGUUAGAAAAUGGUUACGUUUGUAGAAAAACAUGGCUGCCAAGCGGCAGGGCAUUUUUCCUUAUAUGGCUAUAUAUGGCAAUAGUAAAAUCUUGUUAACACUCUAGAGGCCACAUUUAUAGUCUGAUCUUCAUGAAACUCGGUCAGAAGAUUUAUCCCAAUAAUAUAUUAGACUAGUUCAAAAAUGAUGCCGGUUGGUUAAAAACAUGGCCACCACGGGGGCGGGGUAUUUUUCCUUAUAUGGCUAUAGUAAAACCUUGUUAACACUCUAGAGGUCACAUUUAUUUUCCGAUCGUCAUGAAACUUGGUCAGAAGAUUUGUCCCAAUGAUAUCUUGGAUGAGUUCGAAAAUGGUUUUGGUUCCUUAAAAAACAUGGCCACCACGGGGCGGGGCAUUUUUUCUUAUAUGGCUUUAGUAAAUCCAUGUUAACACUCUAGAGGCCACAUGUAUUGUCCAAUCUCCAUGAAAUUUGGUCAGAAGAUUGGUCUCAAUGAUAUCUUGGAUGAGUUUGAAAAUAAUUAUGUUUGCUUGAAAAACAUGGCUUUCAAGGGGCGGGGCAUUUUCCUAAUAUGGCUAUAGUAAAAUCUUGUUAACACUCUAGAGGCCGCAUUUACUGUCCAAUCUUCAUCAAAAUUGGUCAGAAGAUUCAUCCUGAUAAUAUCUUGGAUGAGUGAAAAAAUGAUGCCAGUUGAUUGAAAAACAUGGCUGCCAGGGGGCGGGGCAUUUUUCCUUUUAUGGCUAUAGUUAAACCUUGUUAACACUCUAGAGGCCACAUUUAUUUUCCGAUCUUCAUGAAACUUGGUCAGAAGUUUUUUAACCAGGUUUUCCGAAGGAAAAAACUGGUUAUUAGAUUGGCGAAUGCGGGCGGGCUGGCUGGCUGGCUGGCGGGCUGGCGGAAUAAGCUUGUCCGGGCCAUAACUAUGUCGUUCAUUGUCAGAUUUUAAAAUCAUUUGGCACAUUUGUUCACCAUCAUUGGACGGUGUGUCGCGCGAAAUAAUUACGUCGAUAUCUCCAAGGUCAAGGUCACACUUUGAGUUCAAAGGUCAAAAAUGGCCAUAAAUGAGCUUGUCCGAGCCAUAACUAUGUCGUUCAUCGUCAGAUUUUAAAAUCAUUUGGCACAUUUGUUCACCAUCAUUGGACGGUGUGUCGCGCGAAAUAAUUACGUCGAUAUCUCCAAGGUCAAGGUCACACUUUGAGUUCAAAGGUCAAAAAUGGCCAUAAAUGAGCUUGUCCUGGCCAUAACUAUGUCAUUCAUUGUGAGAUUUUAAAAUCAUUUGGCACAUUUGUUCACCAUCAUGGGACGGUGUGUCCCACGAAAGAAUCACGUCAAUAUCUCCAAUGUCAAGGUCGCCACGACUAAAAAUAGAUUUAAAAAAAAAAAAAACUUACAAAGGGGGUUAAUUUUUUUGGUCAUUUCAAAAGUUCAGUUUGAGUUUUCUCCCUUUAUCAGAUUUUUUUUUCACAAUGAAAACCUGGUUUUGUGACAAUUUUGUCCCUUGUAACUUUUAUUUUUGUUAUUGACAUUUUCUUGUAAAUAAUUAUUAUGGUAUAUGUAAUUAGUGCUUGUAAGAUAUACAACAUUAGUAUUAUUAUCUUUUUUGAGUUGCUCUUAUUAGCUUACUGAAGCAGAAGCUGCUAAUAGUUUUAUCAUUUGAUCGCCUUAUAACCGUCGUCUGUCGUUAUUCAUUGCCUUGUGGAAACUAGACUCCACAUUAAUUAAUCUUCAUUCCUGGAAGUCACUUUUUGUGCAUUGAAACUUACAUAUUACAUUUAUCCCAAUUAUAUCUUGUCCGAGUUCAAAAUCGGGUCGUGCGGGGUCAAAAACUACGUAACUAGGUAAAAGAAAAGAAAAAAAAUAUUGUGAAAACUAGAGAGGCCACUUAUAUUGCCCAAUCAUCACAAAACUGUCGUAAUAGUCAAGUCAUAUAUUGACCAAAUUCAAAACUGGGUCAUAUGGGAUCAAAUAACGCUAGGUUGUUGGUUCAAAUUUUUGAAACGGCUUGUGAACACGCCUGAGACAGCAUUUAUCGCCUAAUCUUGAUGAAACUUGGUCGGGACAUUUGUACCAAUGACAUUAUCAAGUUCAAAAUUGGGUCAAGUGGGGUUAAAAAACAAGGGCAAUUGUCAAAAUUAAAGAAACGCUUGUUAAACGCUAGAGGCCACACUUUUGGCCCAAUCUUCAUGAAACUUUGUCAGAACAUUUAUCCUGUAUAUUUCAUAAUAUAUACUGUAUAUAUAUUUGGGUAUUCAGAUUUACUAGGCUUUCUUGGUGUGUCAGUUUUACUUAAUUGCAUCUUUUUAUAUUAAUUAUAUCACUGUAUAUACUUUGGACACUGAAUCUGUUAGAACUUGCAUAUUAUGUUUUCAUGUGAUUUGCUUUUAAACAAAACAAUUUCAAGUACAGAAGAUUUUCACACAAAUGUUGCACAAAUUCAAUGCUUACAUUUAAAUAAUAAUAAGUUCACAUUGAUUUUAGAAAGGGGUAAGUAUAUAAAGACAUAAAGUCGUCUUAUACAAACAAUGGCGUUAAUUGAUGAAGAUAAUAUUAUAAUGAUUUAUUACCUGUUUCAUGUACUCAUCGUUAUUUUUUUGUUAAUAAAUAAAUCUUGUGUGAACAUUUA
Molecule: messenger RNA, 6955 nt
Organism: Dreissena polymorpha
Lineage: Eukaryota; Metazoa; Mollusca; Bivalvia; Myida; Dreissenidae
Product: protoporphyrinogen oxidase-like
Exons: 4
Coding region: 117-1562 (481 amino acids)
Biological process (GO): heme biosynthetic process
Cellular component (GO): mitochondrial inner membrane
Molecular function (GO): protoporphyrinogen oxidase activity, oxygen as acceptor
Source: RefSeq, a predicted model, not a curated record